AAAAAAUCAGAAAUUUUUUUUUAAAAAAAAAAAACCAAAAUAGUUGAAGGCUACUCAAACACAAGCAAAUCUUGCAAUCAAACGUUGAAUCCGACAAUGGCAGACCGACGGAGAAUUAGGCUGACGUUUGGUGGUCGUGGUGGCGGCGUUAGCGGCGGCGAGCCGAUUGAGGGUUCUGGUCCUCGUCAUGCAAGAUCAAGACGUUUGAAUGCGUCUGUUAGGAGGGAGUUAGGUGGUGCAGGACCUUCACAUGCACCGUUUCAGCAUGAGCAGCAGUAUGGGACUGCUGGUGCUUGGUCGGGGGAGCACCAGUCACAGGGGAGCGCCCCCAUGUAUUCGUCUACUGGAGUGCCUUCAUCAGAUGAGGAUGAGGAUGAGGAUGAAGAUCGAGGAAGUCAAUCUACUGGAGAUGCACAGUACGACCCUCAGGAUUACCGUACUGUGUAUAGGGGUGACCAUGGGAGAUAUGUUAGCAGUAGUGAACCAGGUCAAGCUUCUACCAGCUCGUCAGAGUCAUGGGUAGUGCAGGAGCCGAUGCCAGGUGGGCCUGAGGAUGGUACCGUUAUUCCGAGUUUUGGGGGUCAUGUGUCUGCCUACAUAUGGGGUGGGCAGGAGCGAAACGUGCUGCGGUAUUUGAGCAGGACACAGUUGUGUUCUGAAUUGGGUAACUGGCGCGCUCGUCUUCCGCCGGAGCACCUGGAACCGAUUGAUGGCACUGGUCUAUCUCAUUUACCCGGGAUCAUGUUCCGGCGAUUUGACUGGCCCUUAAUUUCUGCUUUUGUUGAGAGAUGGCAGCCAGACACGAACACGUUUCACAUGCCUUUUGGGGAGAUCACGAUCAUGCUGCAUGAUGUGUAUCAUAUUCUAGGGCUUCGUGUCGACGGUUCCAUGGUUUCCACUACUCCUAGCACGGAUGUUUUACGGGACGCGUGCUCGGUUACCUUGGAUAUGACUGAGGAAGAGCUGAAUGAGAAGUGCGGUACCAAAACCGUAUGGCAGGGUAGUGGGGUCCUGACUGAGAGGAUAGUGGAGUCGACCUUGGAGGCGCAGAGGCCCUUCAGUUUCCAUUACAGGGCGUACCUGUGGUUAGUACUCGGCGGUUGUUUGUUUUUGGACAAGAGUGGAAACCGUACUCAUCCUUCCUUCCUCAACGAGCUGUUUGUUGAGGAUGUUCAUAUUAGUAAGUACUCCUGGGGUUCUGCUGUGCUAGCAUACAUGUACCGGCAAUUGGGUACAGCAUCACGAAGAGAUGCUGAUUCUAUCGCUGGCUGCCUUACGCUUCUGCAGGCGUGGAUCUACGAGUACUUUCCGUGUUUCCGGCCUCAGCAAGGGACCUUGACCAGAGAGCUUGCUAUUCCUCGUGCGUCCGCCUAG
Chenopodium quinoa (quinoa) is the source of this 1374-nucleotide messenger RNA. Its product is annotated as protein MAIN-LIKE 1-like. NCBI's taxonomy places the organism in Eukaryota, Viridiplantae, Streptophyta, Magnoliopsida, Caryophyllales, Amaranthaceae. The transcript is spliced from 2 exons. The coding region runs from base 97 to 1374 and encodes 425 amino acids. Gene Ontology annotation, biological process: meristem maintenance; meristem development. The record is from RefSeq and is a predicted model, not a curated record.